AUGAAUUCUAGUAAUAAAAACAUCUCUAUGUUAAUAUUAUUCACUCUUUUAAUAUUCGGUGUAGUAUUAAAUACCACCACAUUCGCUUUAGCAAUUAAAGAGAAACGUGGCUCGAUCACCUGUGAAUCACUGUUCAAAACCAACGAAUGUUCCGUUUGUCAACAAACAGUUCACAACAUAAAGCAUCAUUCUGACUCUUCCUUGAAAGAUUGUUUCGCACUUUAUGAUGUCAAUACCGAAAGAGCAUAUAGGUUAUUAAUUUCGGAUCUGGACUCAACGUGUCAAAGUGAAUGUGAUACUCAAAUAAUCCAAGAUCUAAAUACGAAAAUACAAACUGACUGUAAAGAUGAAUUAACACAAUUUGUGGAAAAUCUGAUGAAUCCUGAUAAUGAUACUGCACCUUCAACAGAUGUAACAGAAGUUGGCACAGACGAUAAUGAUGAUUCACCCAUUUAUGAAGUAGCAGCCGAUAUAACUGAGUCAGCUGGUAAUCUCUGGAUGUUGAUUUACAGUAUAAUUCCAUUGCAUCAAAGUCUUUGCGCUAAAAAUUCUACUGGUGGAUAUUAUGUAAUUGAAGUAGAAACAGAUGCAGCAGACUACGUUUUCCAAUUAUCGGACGGCCAAUUUACUAAAGCUAUAGUGAAUUUCGUGCCACCGGAUGCUCAAGUAAUUUAUGGUCCAUUUACAGGAGAUCAAAUUUACACCACUCUACCAAAAGAACUUUUAUGCAGCGACCCUUAUCAAAAUAUUUCAAAACCUUGGAUCGAUUAUACCAAAAGUAAUAAUACCCUGUUUGUUGACGCGUUACAAACAUACGUGAGCGACAUAAUGGCACCAAUCAUUGGAAAUUCUACUAACUUGUGCGUAAACUCUAAUGAUGUCGUGGAAAAUAAUUGA
This is a messenger RNA of Ambispora leptoticha, 897 nucleotides long. Lineage: Eukaryota; Fungi; Glomeromycota; Glomeromycetes; Archaeosporales; Ambisporaceae. The record is from the annotation of a GenBank genome assembly.